UGAUAUAUUACACAAUUUUACACCUCUCGUUCCAUCUCUCUCUCUCUUUCUCUCUGAACCUAAAAAUCGCUGUCUUUCUUUCAGAGUCUCUGCACACCCAUCACCACCCACCAUGUCCUUUUUCCUAUAACUUGUCAUCUUUGAAUCACUCAUCAUAGUCAGACUGUACCAUAUCACUUUCUCCCCCUUAAAUCUUGCAAAACAUUCAUACCUCUGUUAAUGAAUAUAUGCUCCAUAUUUCAUGCAACUGAUUGACCGUAUGGCAUUCCCUCAUCAUCAUCAUCAUCAUCAUGGUUUCUUGUUCCAUUCCCAAGAAGACAAUGAUCAUCUUCCUUCUCCUUCCUCUCUCAACUCUCUCCCUUCAUGUCCUCCCCAGCUUUUUCCUGGUGGUGGAGGUCAUUUCCUGAUGAAGAGAUCGAUGUCAUUUUCGGGGCUAGAGAAGUGCGAAGAAGUGCAUGGAGAUGAUGACUUAUCAGAUGAUGGAUCACAACUAGGGGAGAAGAAGAAGAGGCUUAACUUGGAACAGGUUAAGGCACUUGAGAAAAGCUUUGAGUUGGGUAACAAGCUUGAACCUGAAAGGAAAAUGCAGUUGGCUAAGGCUUUAGGCUUGCAACCAAGACAAAUAGCUAUAUGGUUUCAAAACAGAAGGGCUAGAUGGAAGACUAAGCAACUGGAGAAAGAUUAUGAAGUCUUGAAAAAACAGUUUGAUGCUCUUAAGGCUGAUAAUGAUUCUCUUCAAGCCCAGAACAAGAAACUUCAUGCAGAGUUGAUGGCUCUAAAAUGUAGAGACUCAAAUGAAGUAAACGCAAAGAAAGAAAAUGAGGGCUCUUGGAGCAAUGGAAGUGAGAAUAGUUGUGAAGCUAACAACUUAGAUAUUUCAAGAACUCAUCAAGUGGCAACAAGUCCAGUAUCUAAUACCCAACUAAGCACUAAGCAUCUUUUCACUACAACAUCAAUAAGGCCUACAAGCAUGACUCAAUUGUUGCAUAGCUCAUCAAGACCAGACCUUCAAUGCCUCAAAGUUGACAAUUUGGUUCAAGAAGAAAAUUUCUGCAAUAUGUUCAAUGGAAUUGAAGAGCAUAAUGGAUUUUGGCCAUGGCAAGAGCAGCAUGCACCUUUCUCAUUGAACCAAACCCAAUUCUCCAAUAAUUAAUACACAUCAUAAAAUGUGGUCUAGUUUCCUUAUGCUUAAUUGAAGAAUUAAACUAGGGUUUUUUUUUUUUUUUUGUUAUUUUUAGUUUCUUGCCCUACCAUUUUUAUGAGUUUAUAUAUUCUGUUUUGGUUAAUUAAUUGUAGAUCAAUGGUGUAUAGAGAAGUGAACAAAUUUUCAAUCUUGAUGAGUAUAUGAAAUUGUUCUGAAAAUUAAGUA
This is a messenger RNA of Jatropha curcas, 1369 nucleotides long. It is a transcript of the gene HB-3, whose product is annotated as homeobox 3. The record is from RefSeq and is a predicted model, not a curated record. Lineage: Eukaryota; Viridiplantae; Streptophyta; Magnoliopsida; Malpighiales; Euphorbiaceae. Gene Ontology annotation, cellular component: nucleus. Gene Ontology annotation, molecular function: DNA-binding transcription factor activity, RNA polymerase II-specific; sequence-specific DNA binding. Gene Ontology annotation, biological process: positive regulation of DNA-templated transcription.